Diatraea saccharalis (sugarcane borer) is the source of this 2541-nucleotide messenger RNA. Lineage: Eukaryota; Metazoa; Arthropoda; Insecta; Lepidoptera; Crambidae. The record is from the annotation of a GenBank genome assembly.
AUAAAACGAUGAAAGCUAGGAACAGAAAUUGUUUGCACUUCACAUGCAGAUGUAUAUAGAUACAUACACUAGUAGUAGUGUAAAUAGAUCAUUAUGUUAUCUCUGAGUGUAAGUUGAAAAUUGCAGUGGAAUUGAACAGUUGAAAAACUUGUUUUUUCCAGAUAAGAUGUUGCUGUAAGUAAAUAGAGUGUUCAAAAUGAUAGAAACUGGUGCUGAGUCACAGAUUAGUUACCAUCACCAUGACAGGUACAGUGGAACAAAAAAAUGGAAUCCGAAAAUGGAUACUUCAAUUUUUAUUGCAGAACAGCAACAAACAGUUUCACAUAAGAAUAUUAUACGGAGGUGGAAUCGACUCUCACGCCUUCAAAGAUCAUUAGUUUAUGCAUUUUUAUUGAUAACCAUCACUGUAUUAAUAUUGCUGUAUUCAUCAAAGCUUAGCACUGACAUAAAUAAAGAUGAAAUUAAAAAAGUAGUUAAAGUAAGUUAACCUUUCGUAUCUUUUUGUAUGCAACCAUUAUACCAUUCUCAGUAAUAAAAUCAUGCAUAAAAAAUAACUAUACAAAUGGUCAGUUGCUUCUGAUAACAGUUAAAAUAAUAUCAGUUAAAUUUAUCAUAAUUACUAUUAGUAGUCUAAGGGAUCUGGUGACUUCCCAUUUGGUGUUGAAUUACUAAACAUGUUAUCUGAAAGUGCUACCAUAUGGGAAUUAUCAUUAAAAUAUUUAAAUAGCUUUUAUAUUAAAUUUCAGAGUACAAAUAGUUAAGUUUUAGUUGUAAUCAUUUUGCUAACGCAAACAUUUGAUUAUAGGAACCUGUAAAAAAUGUGUCUCUAGUCAAUGAAUCGGCAGCUGUCGCCGUUAAACCUAUGAAGACUGUUAUUGAGAAUGAAUUCAAUGAGAGGCCUGCGUUCACGGGACCAGGUAACGCUAGACAAUAUGCCGUUGUGCAAAGUUUUAAACAUGCCUGGAGAGGUUACAAGGAACACGCUUGGGGCCAUGAUAACCUGAAGCCUGUAUCAGGCAUGGCAUUUGAUUGGUUCUCCCUUGGACUAACCAUUGUUGAUGGUUUAGAUACCGCAUAUAUUAUGGGUUUAACUGAAGGUUGGCUUGGUUAUACCCAUUAUUUUUAUAAUGGUCUUUAUAAAUGAAUCUACAAUAGUUAAAAAUGCUUAUCUUUAUUUUUAGAGUUUGAAGAGGGUAGACAGUGGAUUAAAGACCACUUGGUGUUCACUAAGAAUAAGGAUGUAAAUUUUUUCGAAGUCACAAUAAGGGUACUUGGCGCGCUACUGACCAACUACCACUUCACACAAGAUGAGAUGUUUCUUGAAAAAGCGGUGCGGUUUUGACACUUUUAUUUAAGUAGUUUUUGUAAACAUUUUUCUCAGUGGAAGUAGUUUACUCUGGAAAAUUUUGUUAUUAUAAUAACCUUUUUUUAAAUAUGAUAACAUUUUUGUAUUUAUAUUCCGCAGAAAGAUCUUGGCGAGCGUUUGAUGGCCGGAUUUUCAUCGCCCUCUGGCAUUCCUUAUUCGGACGUGAACCUUGGUACUCGGACCGCUCAUGCUCCGGAAUGGUCCCAUUACAGUACCACGGCGGAGGUCACCACUGUUCAACUGGAAUUCAGGGAGCUAUCCCGAGCGUCUGGCAAUCCAGCAUUUGAAGUGAAUAAAUACUCUUACUAUAAUUAACGAAAAUAUGUUGUAAAUUUAUUAUUCAAUAUGCAAUACACUAUUAAAAUUAGUUAUAAUUUGCUUGGUGAAGUAUAGAUGGAAUAUUCGAAUUGUGUAAAUAUGUUGUUUUAUUAAUAAAAACUUUAUUUCUCACCACAAACAACAUUACAAUAGGGUGUACAUUUUCAUUAAUAUUUUAUGACAAGUUACAUUUUUAUUGUUAUUUUAUGACAAGAAUAUUGCCAUCGCACAUAUUUUUUUGGCGCACAACAAAAGAAUUUAAAUUAUUCAAUGGCAUGGGCUAUAUAUAUUUCAUUUAUAUUUAAAUUGAUACACAGGUAUGUCUGUGUCGAUGUUUUAAUUAUUAGUAACUUUAAAAAAUCUCAUUUAUUAAAAAAAUAUCUAUUUUUUUGACACUUUUCUUUAUUAAGAUCAUUAGCACCAGUUUAUUGACAAUUCAAACGAAUGAAGCUGUGUAAAAGUUGACACUUUGAAAAAAAUAAUUAUAUAGAUAUUUCAUAAUAACUUCUUAUAUUGUAAUCUUAGAAAUGUAUGUGAUGUUAUCUAAUUAGCAAAUGAUAUUUUACCUUUUCUUUUAAUGCGAAGAUAAAAUGUAUUAUAUAGGACGCAGCAACGGUAGUUUCGGAGAAGAUACAUCAGCUGCCGAAGAAGCAUGGUCUAGUGCCCAUAUUCAUCAAUCCAAAUACCGGACAUUUCUUGCCGCACGCCACAAUAACGUUAGGCGCCCGAGGUGACAGCUACUACGAGUACUUACUGAAACAAUGGCUGCAAACCGGAAAAACGGUCAAUUAGUAAGUUAAAAAUCAUAUUUAAAUUUUGUGUCAAUGUCAUUUGCUAUCUUUCAUAUUUCUAGACCA